AUGGCGAAUCAGGUACUAUAUAUACUUUCCUUUUUGCUCUUUGCUCAGGUGUAUGUUGGCAUCAUGAUAAUACUGAUUAUAUACAACUGUUGGUUCCUUUACCUCCCUUAUUUGACUUGGCUCUACUUUGAUUGGCGGCCUCCCGAGCAAGGAGACAGGAGAUCCAACUGGAUCAGAAGCUGGACUUUAUGGAAAUACUUUAAGGACUAUUUUCCAAUUCAUCUCAUCAAAACUCAUGAUUUAGAUCCAUGUCACAACUAUAUAUAUGGGGCUCACCCCCAUGGAAUACUUGUGUUGGAGACUGGAAAUUUUUGUACAAAUUACUCGGGCUUCAAAGAGCUGUUUCCUGGCUUAAUUUCCUAUCUUCAUGUGAUUUCAUCUUGGUUUCGGUGCCCUCUCUUUCAGGAAUAUCUGAUGAGCUUUGGGAAGUACUGGCAGGCCACUGUUUCUAGGUGCGCUAGGGUGGCGGGAGCCCACAGAAAGUCCAUGUGGGUUACUUGUCGUUUGAUUGGCCGCCCAAUCCCUGAUCACCAGACCCUGCACCCAACCCAGGAGCAGACUGAGGAGCUGCACCAGAUCUACAUGCAGGAGCUGAGGAUAUUAUUUGAGGAGCACAAAGGGAAGUAUGGCAUUGUGGAGCAUGGCACUCUCAUUUUUAGAUGACUUUAGUCUCCCAGGGCAUUAAAGAGAAGAAGAAAGAAUCCCUUUGAGAGAAUAAAUCCUCUAAAAGCCAAUUAUUUUUUUCCUUUGGAUUCUGAAUCAAAUUUGUGACUGAAAAGUAUUAUUUACGGUUGCAGAUGUUGAUUUUUACCUCUAGUAAAUAAAAACGCAGUAGAUGACUACUGCAAAAGAUUGGAGAUGACUAUAAGGCUUUUAAUAAUUUUCCUCAUUUUAUAGGUUAUGGAGGGGUACAGAAUUAUUCAUGUGUUCCCCCUCCAAAUAGAAAAUGGACAGCUUCAAAAAGCCCAUUUUGCUAAACAUCACCAUAAUGUGACAUGUUGUUUUCACUAAGUGGGACAGCUGUUGUGCAGCACAGCUGGAACAUGUAGGAGACAGUGUAUAAAAUAAUUUGCUUUACUGAGAGCUAGAAGAGGUUUUUUUUCUUAAUGAAUAAUGUCAUGUUUAAUACUUAGAUAAUUUGAUCCUUUAUGUGUUAUGUCAACAAUUUUAUGCAGCAGCACAGCAUUUUUAUGCCAGUUUGGAAACAGGAUGGAUUUGUCACAUGGAAACCUGUGUGGGUAAGAGCCCACCUCAUUUCUGCCCCUGCUCAGCAGCGUGUGCAUUUGCUACAGACUUGCAGGUCUGUUGAUGAAACAUGAUUUCGCACAUGUUUAGGAUACUGAAAAUUCCCAAAACUUCUUACGAUAGCAGAUUUACUUUUACUUUUCUUCCCAAAUGGUCUUUUCACUGUACACCAAGCUCUGAAAGAAAGCACCCUUCCUGGUGAGAGGUGUCCACUUCACAGCAAUCUGAGGUUGAGUCUUCUCCGAACCAGAGCAGGGAGUUUGUCUUUCCUGCUUCCUGGUGUCUCCUGAAUGCCUGGUUACGGCACCAAGUUGGCACAGAAUAAGCACUUCUUUAAUGAGUGUAUUAGUAGUUCAACACUUUGCCAUGGUAUGAAGAUUUUUAAAGCUAUUCCAUAGAAUGAAGCAUGUAUUAAGACCCACUGUUAUGUUUAGCCCUAAAAUGGCCCCAAGAGUCUCAUGUGCUUGGAAGGUGAUUAGAUAACAGGGGCGCUAUACACAAGUCCAGUAGCCAUGCUGGUAGGAGGCCUGGUUAGAGGUAGUCACUAGGAGAGUGACCUUGAAGGGUAUAUUCUUGUCCCUGGUCCCUGUCAUCCCUUUCUUUGCUUCCUGGCUGUUGUGGCAUGGAGACCCUAAGAUCUAGAGAUUAUUCUAUUCUCUGCCAGAUGUACUGAAAAAUAACAUGUCAUAUAUGCCAUGCCCCUCUGUCUUCCUGUUUCUGCCAUAAAGUCAGCUUACC
Molecule: messenger RNA, 1983 nt
Organism: Heterocephalus glaber (naked mole-rat)
Lineage: Eukaryota; Metazoa; Chordata; Mammalia; Rodentia; Bathyergidae
Source: RefSeq, a predicted model, not a curated record